AUGAUUCAGGGGGCGCUGGUGCGGUGGAGCGUGGAGAAGCCGGAUGGGCCGCAUCCGCCGACGUGCGUGCUCAUACACGGCAUCUUAGGGUCGAGAAGGAACUUACAAUCGUUCGCGAAGAGGUUGGCGGAGCGUUUUCCGUCGUGGCAGUUCUUAUUAGUAGAUUUAAGGAACCACGGGGAGUCGAACUCGGGGAUGUACAAGGAGGCGAACGCGGGGACGGAGAACACGGUGCAAAACGCGGCGAGAGACGUGUUGGGCGUGCUGAAUCGUUUAAAGAUAUAUCCGUACACCCUGAUCGGGCACUCGUACGGGGGUAAGGUGGCGAUGAGCAUGGUGCAUCAGUUCGGUCGAGCGCUGCCGCGUCCAGUGCAGGUUUGGGUGCUCGAUACCGUUCCGGGGGACGUGUGGUGCGACGACGUGGGCGACCAUCCGCGCGAUACGAUUCGAUUCUGCACGACGCUCUCGCGUCCGAUCGACAGUCGGCGCGCGCUUGUGGAGUCUCUCACGGGUGCUGGAUUCACGAUAGAGGGGGCGCAGUGGAUGACGACGAAUCUCAAGGCGG
This is a messenger RNA of Ostreococcus tauri, 565 nucleotides long. RefSeq names its product unnamed product. The record is from RefSeq and is a predicted model, not a curated record. NCBI's taxonomy places the organism in Eukaryota, Viridiplantae, Chlorophyta, Mamiellophyceae, Mamiellales, Bathycoccaceae. The annotation marks the transcript as partial. The transcript has a single exon.